Stegastes partitus (bicolor damselfish) is the source of this 6595-nucleotide messenger RNA. RefSeq names its product collagen, type XXVII, alpha 1b (gene col27a1b). The record is from RefSeq and is a predicted model, not a curated record. Gene Ontology annotation, biological process: extracellular matrix organization. Bases 149 to 5236 code for a protein of 1695 amino acids. Gene Ontology annotation, molecular function: extracellular matrix structural constituent conferring tensile strength. The transcript has 61 exons. Lineage: Eukaryota; Metazoa; Chordata; Actinopteri; Pomacentridae.
UGCUUUAUAAUCCCGCAUGGUUUCACAGUUUUUACGCGUUCAAUCCUUUUUACGCAAACCCUUCAAGGAAAACACCUGGGAUGGAAAAACUUUCUCUGCCUCCUCUGGACUGUAGUAAAAACUCCCAAGAAAGAAUGAAGUAACCGCUAUGGAGCCGGACAAUGCCCCGUACUCCAAACUCAAAAGCACUGGAGUCGGGGGGAAAGUUCUGAUUCUUUGGACUAUACUCUGUUGCACCUGCUCUCUAAGGCUAGCACAAGCACAAGAUGUGGAUAUUCUGCAGCAGCUUGGGCUUUCUGGGCGAAGAGCCGGCGGGUCUUCAUCCUCAGGCGCUCGAUCCAUCCCCAACGGCAUCAUCCCCUUCAAGUCCGGAGUCAUCCUCACCCCGAGGGCUCGUAUCCAGGCGCCUCUGCACACUGUCAUCCCUGCUAGCUUCAACACCACCAGCCUCUCCUUGAUCCUCAGCCUCUCUGUUCACCGCACCAACAACGCCUUCCUUUUCUCGGUGCUGUCCAAGAAAAGGAAAGUGCAGCUCGGAGUGCAGUUUGCACCGGGGAAGCUCCUGGUGCACGUGGGACCGAGGAGCUCUGUGAGUUUUGACUAUGAAGUCUACGAUGGCCGCUGGCAUAGUUUGGCUUUGGAUAUUCGAGGACAUCGGGUGUUCUUGCACACAUCUUGCGGUAGGGAAAGCGUGCAUGCGGAUUUGUUUUCCAAAAAAGAGGAGGGCCUGGAUCCGGAGGGCUCUUUCCUGCUGGGCAAAAUGAACCACAACUCGGUGCCAUUCGAAGGUGCCAUCUGUCAGUUUGACAUUUAUCCCUCUGCUGAGGCAGCUCAUAACUAUUGUGAUUACAUUAAGAAACAGUGUAGAGAAGCCGACACGUAUCGGCCCGUGCUUCCACCCCUGCUACCUCUGAUUUCCACAGAUCCCAACAUUACUGUUGUAACUCCACUGUCGCUGACGGAGAUUUCCAAAAAGGCUCAGGCACCUACUUUGGCCUCCAACACCAGGACUACAAUUCUUGUUCCAACCGAUCGCUCGCUGAUGUUGAAUGAAACAUCUGCGUAUCAGAUCGUGAGCACUCCGAAACCUGGUGCCGUGUCCGUAUCUCCGCCGGUUCAUCCGGGGUUGGAAAGCCCGUCUAAGUUUCCAACUCAGACUGUUACUACGUCUCUUAGGAUCAGCGUGACUCCACCAAACCCCGAGCCACAUCCACACGCCAGAAAGAACACAGAGCAGGGGGAUGCUAGCCGUCCGACGCCUUCUGGGAAACGUUUACCUGUUUCCAGCGGACCAUCGGAGGUGAAGCCAAACCUCCAGACCACGGAUGCUUCCACACAGGGGUCUCCUUCCAACACCUACGCUCCCCAUAAAAAGCAGCUAACCACAGUAGCUCCAAAGAAACCUGAGCCAAAAGUGACCAGUGUGCAGGAUGUCAAACCCACCUCGCUUGUUCCAGUCACCCCAGCUGCCACAGAUGGCUUCCAAACAUUUGACCUGGAGCCGACUCAGUUCUCGCUGCUCGCUGGACUACCUGGACUAAAGGGAGAACCAGGACCGCCGGGCCUUCAAGGACUUCCAGGGUUGCCAGGAAAGCCAGGCAAGAGGGGCCCACGGGGUCCUCCCGGCCCACAUGGAAAUCCUGGCCGCCCCGGACUGCCUGGAGCGAAGGGUCACAAAGGAGAUCCUGGACUGUCCCUUGGUCAAGCCCCGAAAGGACAAAAAGGAGAGCCUGGAGUCGCGGGCCCUCCUGGACUGCCUGGCCAAGAUGGACGAAAGGGACAAAAAGGUCAUCCUGGUCCUUGUGGUCUCCCAGGUGAACCUGGUGAACGGGGAGAUGAUGGAAGCCCUGGGGCCAAAGGCUAUCCUGGCAGGCAGGGUUUACCUGGGCCUGUAGGAAAGAUGGGGCCAAAGGGAGUCAGGGGUCACAUUGGCAUCCCUGGGCUCUUUGGCUUUCCCGGUCCUGAUGGCGAGAGAGGAAUUCCUGGCGUUCAUGGGAAGAAGGGCAAGAUGGGUAGGCCGGGGUUUCCUGGUGACUUUGGAGAGAGGGGACCUCCUGGCCCUGAUGGGAACCCAGGUGAACUGGGAGCUCCUGGUCCAUGUGGAGUAACUGGUCUCAUUGGAGACAUGGGCCCUGUUGGCAUUAUGGGCUUAUCAGGACCACCAGGACUCAAGGGAGUUCCUGGAAACGCAGGGGAACCAGGACUGAAAGGUGAUAAGGGGGAUGUUGGCAUACCAGGAGAGCCGGGGGAGUGUGGCUACCAAGGGGACAAGGGCAACCGUGGCUCACCUGGGUUGACGGGUCCUUGUGGAAAUACUGGACCACAGGGCAAACCUGGUGAAAAGGGCCCUGAUGGUUUACCUGGUCCUCCUGGCCCAGAGGGCUUUCCAGGUGACAUCGGUCCACCAGGACAAAAUGGACCUGAAGGACCCAAGGGAAAGCAAGGGACAAGAGGUUUGCCAGGUCCAAGAGGAGCACUCGGCCUUCAGGGUGAUGAGGGACCAGUUGGGCCAGCUGGACCCGCUGGACUCGAGGGCAGGCCUGGGAGGCAGGGAUUCCCUGGACUGACAGGCCCAGAUGGACUCAAGGGCGAGACCGGGAUAACUGGCGAGGUCGGAAAGCUUGGCGAGAGGGGACUGCCUGGUUUCAUCGGGCCUGCUGGAGAGAUGGGCAUCGCUGGAGAAAAGGGGGAUCGAGGGAAAACAGGCGUCCCCGGACCGCCAGGUGAACCAGGGCCGAUGGGUCACACAGGAAUACCUGGAGAGAUGGGGCUACCUGGACCGCAAGGGAUCCCAGGGCCUCCUGGUUCACGGGGAUCUAUCGGCAUCAGAGGACCCAAAGGCAGGAGGGGUCCGAGGGGUCCGGAUGGCCCGGUGGGGGAGAAAGGGUCGGUGGGAGUAAAGGGCCCUGAUGGUCCACCAGGAAAAUUGGGCCUCCCUGGGGAGAUGGGGAAGCUCGGUGAGCCGGGUGAAGCUGGGCCUCAGGGAUUUCCAGGUGUUCAGGGGCCCUCAGGACCGCCAGGAGCCAAAGGAUUCGCUGGAGAGCCAGGACCAGCGGGGCCACCAGGAACGAUUGGGCCACUGGGGGAGAUGGGAGCGGCGGGGCUGCCGGGAAAGACUGGAGACAGAGGGAUGCCUGGUGAAGCUGGAGAGAAGGGUGCCGUUGGUCCGCCCGGCAGCGUCGGCGAGCAGGGUCUGAUCGGCCAGAGAGGGGAGCCAGGCAUUGAUGGGGAGGCUGGGGCGAGCGGACCUGAUGGAGCCAAGGGUGAGAAGGGGGAUGCUGGUCCAGAGGGCGCUAAAGGAGACAGGGGUGAAAUUGGCCUGAAAGGAAAGGAAGGACUACCUGGGGUUCCCGGACUGGUGGGGGUGAGGGGUCAGGAGGGUAAACCUGGCAAAAUUGGGGAAAGAGGAAAGCCGGGAGAAAAGGGGACCAAAGGUCACCAAGGUCAUCUGGGUGAGACGGGGCCAAUCGGCGAUCGGGGAGAGCCGGGAUUCGUCGGGCAGAAGGGAGCGAGGGGAACCAUCGGGCCGGUGGGUGCUCCGGGAAGAAUGGGCCAACAAGGAGAUCCUGGCAUAUCCGGUUACCAGGGUCACAUGGGACCACUGGGCCCGCUGGGACCUCCGGGGUCAAAAGGUGAAAAGGGUGAACAGGGAGACGACGGCAAGGUAGAAGGUCCUCCGGGUCCCCAAGGUGACAGAGGUCCACCUGGAGACAGAGGAGAGAGAGGAGAGCCUGGUGACCUCGGAUACAUCGGUCAAAUGGGUGUGGAUGGAGCCAGAGGUGAAGCUGGAGCCCCGGGGCUUCCUGGACAUCCUGGGCCAAAGGGACAAGCUGGGCUGAGAGGAUCCAAAGGUGAUCAAGGUCAGAAAGGAAAAUCAGGGCCAACAGGUGCAUCCGGGAGCAAAGGACCACCAGGUCCAGAGGGUCCUCCUGGCCCACGUGGGGUUGUGGGCAGGGAGGGACUUGAGGGUCCACCUGGAAUGGACGGUCUACCUGGUAAAGAUGGAAGCAAAGGACUCAAGGGGGAGCAAGGAGAAGAUGGAGAUGUGGGUUUACUCGGAAAACCUGGCCAACGGGGUAAAAAUGGCGUGACGGGGCUUCCUGGAAGUCAAGGCUACUUUGGUCCAAAGGGCGAGAGAGGUCUGCCAGGCCAAACUGGUCCAGCAGGGAAGAGAGGCUCCAUUGGCGGGAUGGGAUUGCCUGGAAAACAAGGAGAUCAGGGAGCUAAAGGGCAACUGGGGGAUACUGGUGAACAAGGAUUUCCGGGGGUGUUGGGUCUGUUUGGACCAAAGGGACCUCCAGGAGACAUUGGCCCAGCAGGGAUCCAGGGACCAAAAGGACCGCGAGGUUUGAUGGGUAUGGAGGGAGCUCUGGGCCCCGUUGGCAUCAUUGGCCCCAGCGGUCAUCCUGGACCCCAGGGUGACAAAGGAAGUCGGGGGGAGACGGGGUUGCAAGGACCAAGAGGAUUUCCUGGCCCUCGUGGACCACCUGGACCACCGGGUCUUCCCAGUUCUGCCCUUUUACUUAGAAAUGAAGCUCUUGGUGCUGCUUUUCAAGUCAUUAUCGAUUCCCAUGCUGUACUGAGGCAAGAGAACUACCAGAGCAUGGACCUGCCCAUGCUGGACCAGGGCACAGAGAUCUUUAAAACCCUGCAGCAUCUCAGCACUCUGAUCCAGAGUCUUAAGAACCCGUUGGGUACCCGCGACAAUCCUGCCCGGAUCUGCCGAGACCUUUACAACUGCGAGCAGAGGAUGUACGAUGGCACUUACUGGAUUGAUCCAAACCUCGGCUGCGCUGCCGACACCAUCGAGGUGACGUGCAACUUCACCGGCGGAGGACAGACCUGCCUGAAACCGGUUACAGUCUCCAAGCUGGAAAUAGGAGUGGGCCGCAUCCAGAUGAACUUCAUCCACCUCUUGAGCACGGAGGCUGUGCAGCACGUCGUCAUCCACUGCCUCAACACGUCCGUGUGGGCAGCAGGACCCUCCCUGCAACCUUCACCCAGAGCAGUGAGCUUCAAGGCCUGGAGCGGGGAGAAGAUUCAGGCAGGAGACCUCCUGGAGCCGCUCAUACCCAGAGACGACUGCUGGAUCAAAGAUGGACGCUGGCACCAGACGCACUUCAUCUUCCAGAGCCAGGACCCAAACUUACUCCCCGUCGUGGACGUGUACAACCUGCCGACUGCGGAGCCCGGCUCGCGCUAUCACCUGGAGGUCGGACCUGUGUGCUUCCUGUAACGGCCCUGUGGAAGGGCCUGAACACUCCCUCAAAGGGGGGACUGCGUGGAAGAUUUUUGGAUUUUUUUUGGGAGGAGAGACUGACGCUCCUGUGGUUUUUCUGGAACAACAAACCUCUCCCUCCCUACUUUCUUUUCACAAAAUAUGCUCGGACUGCAGAAACAGGAGGGGCGCCAGAUAAAGACGGACCAUUGGGAUUGCAGAGAUAAGACUUCUGGCAUUAAUCAGCCUAUGGAAAACAAUCAUCAUAAGCUCCUUUUUUUUUGUUUUUUGGUGUUUUUUUUUAGAGACUUGCUCGAGAGCUGGAUGCCCCUUUUGGAAGGAAGUAAUAUGAGCGACUCUUUCAUCUCUUGGACCAUGUUGUAUCAUAUUUUCUUCACGGUCUGAUGGCAAAGAAAAAAAAAAAGUUUUUUAAGAGAUCUGUACAGAAAUAUGGAACAGUUACAUCUGCAAAUUCAACAACACCUAUUUUAAAUUUUUUUUAAGUAUUAUUUAUACAUGUAUAUGUACUGUAUAUUGUAAUAUAAAGUGCAAUAGUCAUUGUUUCACAGUCUUUAGGGAUACACGGUUUCAACUUCAAAUCACUCAUUCAGGUAUACAGUGUGCCUCAGACACACACGUACUGUCUCCAGGCGAGUCUUUUUUUUUUUUUGAGCCUCUACGAACUGUCUAGUGCUGAGAGACGCCAUGUUUAUAUCUUCACACGAACAACUGCUGUGUGGUGCUUUUCAUUGUUAAGAUUUCGACAGUAUGAACUGAGAAAAGUGUCAAGAUGCUACCUCGUACUGCACCUCUCAUCUCACGGCGAACACACCUUCACCCGAUAAAAUCCAGAGGUGACACCCGGUGCUGCAACAGUUGACACUCGAACCAUAAACUCUCUCGUCUGUGCUUCAAAAGGGAAGACUGUAAAAUACGCAUGCAGGCCACGAUUUCUUAAAUUAUAUUUUCAAGGUAUUAUUUUAACACUUUCAAUAUUCUUUGUACGAGUCCGACACUAUAAGUUAAGUUUGUUUUUUUUUUUGUCAAAAAUGUAAAUGUAUAAUUAUGCAACCUUUUAUUAUCGGUGGAUUCUAUUUAAAGAUUAUUUAAAAUUCUGAUUAGUUCAAAAACCAGGCGUCCAAGUCGUGUUUUCAGUUCAUGUUUUUGGUGAUUUGGAGCUUUAAAGAUUACGGCGAAAAUAUGCAGCAAGGAUGGUUGGUCCCACCAAUCUGUAAACUCAGAGGAUUUCUUACACUACACAACACUAAACUACCACGGUACACAAGCUCACAGUGUUUGGUCUGUACAGGCAUUUUAUACAGCGUGAAUGAAGUCUUGAUGACUCAGCAGGUAAUUCAAUAAAAGUCUUGAAACCUC